AUGAAAAGGGAUGUAGCAGAAUUUGUGGCCAGAUGCCUCACCUGUCAGCAAGUGAAAGCAGAUAGACAAUGGCCCCAUGGCCUGUUACAGUCAUUGCCCAUGCCAGAAUGGAAAUGGGAGCAUGUCACCAUGGACUUCGUCAUAGGAUUACCCCGUACACCUAGGGGUGUUGAUGCUUUAUGGGUUAUUGUGGAUAGGUUGACGAAGACAGCUCAUUUCAUACCAAUCAAGGUCACUUAUUCUAUGGAUAAGCUAGCCCGCUUGUACAUUGAUAACAUGGUUCGCCUGCAUGGAUUCCCAUAUGGGAAGAAGUGCCGAACUCCAUUGAAUUGGGAUGAAGUAGGUGAGUGGCAUAUCCUUGGGCCGGAAUUAAUCCAAGCAACUUGUGAGAAGGUGGAUUUAAUCCAUGAGAGGAUUAAAGCUACCCAGUCUAGACAAAAGGGAUAUGCAGACCAAAGGCAGAAGGAUCUGGAGUUCCUUAUCGGUGACAAGGUAUUUCUCAAGGUGUUGCCUACUAAAGGCGUAAUGCGGUUCAGCAGGAAGGGCAAGCUAAGCUCGAGAUAUAUUGGGCCUUAUGAGAUUCUAGCAAAGGUUGGACCAGUGGCUUAUCGGUUGGUGCUUCCACCAUCUUUGGAUGGCGUACACGACGUCUUUUAUGUGUCUAUAUUACGGAAGUAUGUGUAUGAUCCUAGUCAUGUUCUAUCACAGGAACCACCAAAGCUGGCAGCAGAUAUGUCAUAUAAGGAACAACCUGAAAAGAUCUUGGGCAGCUAG
Messenger RNA from Telopea speciosissima, 774 nucleotides. RefSeq lists its product as uncharacterized. NCBI's taxonomy places the organism in Eukaryota, Viridiplantae, Streptophyta, Magnoliopsida, Proteales, Proteaceae. Gene Ontology annotation, molecular function: nucleic acid binding. The transcript has 2 exons. Bases 1 to 774 code for a protein of 257 amino acids. The record is from RefSeq and is a predicted model, not a curated record.